Fundulus heteroclitus (mummichog) is the source of this 1499-nucleotide messenger RNA. RefSeq names its product Rab acceptor 1 (prenylated) (gene rabac1). The record is from RefSeq and is a predicted model, not a curated record. Gene Ontology annotation, cellular component: Golgi apparatus. Lineage: Eukaryota; Metazoa; Chordata; Actinopteri; Cyprinodontiformes; Fundulidae. Bases 128 to 751 code for a protein of 207 amino acids. The transcript has 6 exons.
UAGGUGGCGGUGUGGUGCAUCGGAGUACUGAGACCUUUUUCUCCAGAGCCACAUCACAUCCGUGAUCCAAAACAGCAACAAAGAGGAGGAAGCUGUCUUGUUAAACUUUUUCACAGGAAGUCUUCAGAUGUCCUCCGGUGCACCAAAGGGAGAGAACUGCCUUGUGGACAUGGACAGCAAGGCCGGAGAUCUGUUUAGUGCCGAGGACGCUCAUCCCACUGGCACGGGGGGCACAGGAAUGCUGGCAAAGCUGUGGCUUCCCAAAGGCCUGUCGGCCAGCGUGGCUAAAGAGUGGUUCGACCGGCGCAGAGUGUCCAUCCGGCCGUGGGCCAGUUUCGUGGACCAGCGCAAGUUCUCCAAACCCCGAAACUUCGGAGAGCUGUGUCAGCGGGUGGUGAAGAACGUGGAAAUUUACAACAGCAACUACACCUUCAUCUUUCUGGGUCUCAUUCUCUACUGCAUAAUCAGCUCGCCCAUGCUGCUGAUUGCCUUGGCUGUGUUUGCCGGUGCCUUCUACAUAAUCCACCUCAAGUCUCUGGAGUCUAAACUGGUGGUUCUUGGCAGGGAGUUAAACGUCCCCCAUCAGAUGAGUUUGGCCGGAGCCAUCUCUCUGCCUGUGUUCUGGUUGGCCGGAGCCGGCGCUGCUGUGUUUUGGGUUCUUGGAGCCACGCUCUUUGUGAUUGGUUCCCAUGCCGCGUUUCGGCAGCUGGAGGGGUCCGACUUCGACGAGCUCCUCAUGGAGUCCGUGUGACGAGCCGGCUGAACUUCAAGCAGGCACUGAUUGACCGUCGGCCAUCUUUCUGACCCAGUGACAUAAUCACCCUUCAGGUGUUUGAGGGAAAACUGCUAUAUGUGUAUCUUGUAUUCCAUCUAUUUAUCCUUACAGCGUUUAUAUCAAGAACGCACCUUAUACUGUGUCAAAGAGCUAUUGUUGCACUCAUUCAUGCACAUUAACCUACCAUAUGCACAAAUAAUGAAUUUCUUAAUAAUCAAAGCACAUUUUAAGCCUUUAUCUGCAUUAUUUGUAACCUCCUAUGCCUCUGGUUUGUGUCGUAAGGCUUCGUGCUCCUUACUGAUAUAUUCUCCGUCUGUUAAUAGAGCUUCUGCAAUGUUAUUUAAUGCAUCUGCUGUAACGACAGAUUAUGUGGGUACCUUGCAUUUACAAACCGCUUUACAGAAAAUCGGAGUCAUUUCCAAAGCUAAAGUGCCGUUUAAACGUGUUAAAAUGUAUGGUUUUCGUGCACAAAUCAUGUGUUUUGAUUGAAGAAUAACCUUUAAAAAGGCUUCUGGGUGAUUUUUAAUGUACUGAAGGCAUUCUGUGUUGGAGUUUUACCGUUUUUCACUUACUGGAUGCGUAUUUAAUCUGCUUUGAACAUUCAGGUCAUCAAAAAGCAUGUCUUUUUUUUGUUUUUGUUUUUUUAGAAACUUACCAUUUGUUUACCUUUGAUGGUACCGGUGUGUUUUUUGUAUUGAAAUUUUGAAAGUGCAAUAAACCCCUU